CUCUGUUCCAGGAGGCUGCGACUUCCAGGAGGACUGAGAGAAGGCAGACGCAUCCCGGACUCAUUCGAAGACAAGGUCUCAGCUUUUGACAGGUUAACUUGAGGCAUGUCUGAAGCAAGCAAGAGUGGUACAGAUGCAGACAGCUUCCUGACUAAAGCAUCUGAAAAGGUCAGUGGCUUGGAGAUGCAGACCAUGUUGACAGCGAACCAGAACUUAGAGGUCUCAAAGACACCAAAGACCUCAAAGGAACCCAAGGUCUCUGAGGCCAUGACGGUAUUAAAUGCUGCAGGUGUCUCAAAGGCUACAGAGGGUUCAGAGGCCCAAGAGGCUCAGAAGGCAACUGCCGUUCAGGCCUCACCUACCACUAAGCUGACUGAUACCCAGGUUCUGACAGCUGAAAAGAAGAGUCCAGCAGCUGAUACUAAGACACAGAAUGCUGACUCAAAGGCUGUGAAAAUAUCUGUCACUGAGACCAAAAAGGACAGCUGUGUGACUGAUACAAAAGUUAAUACCAAGAUGUUGGAAACUGAGGCAGAUGCUGCUCAGGCUCCAGCAGAUGAAUCUGAAUCUGAGAGUGCAGCUGUACAGGCUCAGGAAACUCUGGACACUAGGCCCAAGGUCAAGGCCAAGAAAGCCCGAAAGGUCAAACAUCUGGAUGGGGAAGAGGAUGGCAACAGUGAUCAGAGUCAGGCUUCUGGAACUACAGGUGGCCGAAGGAUCUCAAAGGCACUAAUGGCAUCAAUGGCCCGUAGGGCUUCAAGGGGACCCAUAGCCUUUUGGGCUCGCAGGGCAUCAAGGACUCGAUUGGCUGCUUGGGCCCGGAGAGCUUUGCUAUCCCUUAGGUCACCUAAGGCCCGUAGGGGCAAGGCUCGCCGCAGAGCUGCUAAACUCCAGACAGCCCAAGAGCCUGAAGCACCACCACCUCGGGAUGUGGCCCUUUUGCAAGGGAGGGCAAAUGAUUUGGUAAAGUACCUAUUGGUUAAAGACCAGACGAAGAUUCCUAUCAAGCGCUCAGACAUGCUGAAGGACAUCAUCAAAGAAUACACUGAUGUGUAUCCUGAAAUCAUUGAACGAGCAAGCUAUUCCUUGGAGAAGGUAUUUGGGAUCCAAUUGAAGGAAAUUGAUAAGAAUGACCACUUGUAUAUUCUCCUCAGUACCUUAGAGCCCACUGAUGCAGGCAUACUGGGAACGACUAAGGAUUCACCAAAGCUGGGUCUCCUCAUGGUACUUCUCAGCAUCAUCUUUAUGAACGGAAACCGCUCCAGUGAGGCUGUCAUCUGGGAGGUCCUGCGCAAGUUGGGGCUGCGCCCUGGGAUACAUCACUCACUUUUUGGAGACGUGAAAAAACUCAUCACUGAUGAAUUUGUGAAGCAGAAGUACUUGGACUAUGCCAGAGUUCCUAAUAGCAAUCCUCCGGAGUAUGAGUUUUUCUGGGGCCUGCGCUCCUAUUAUGAGACCAGCAAGAUGAAAGUCCUCAAGUUUGCCUGUAAGGUACAAAAGAAGGACCCUAAGGAAUGGGCAGCUCAGUACCGGGAGGCAAUGGAAGCAGAUAUGAAGGCUGCAGCUGAGGCUGCAGCUGAAGCCAAGGCAAGGGCUGAGAUUAGAGCCCAGAUGGGCAUUGGGCUUGGUUCCGAGAACGCUGCUGGACCUUGCAACUGGGAUGAAGCUGAUAUUGGACCCUGGGCCAAAUCUCGGAUCCAGGCUGGAACUAAAGCUAAAGCCAAAGCCCAAGAAAGUGGAGAAGCCAGUGCUGGUGCCAGUGUCAGUCCCACUGGUGGCUUUACUGCCAGCAAUAGCCUCACUACCACUCUUACCUUGGGGCUCUUUUCAGGCCUUGGUGGAACUGGUGGCAGCACCAGUGGCAGUUCUGGUGCCUGUGGUUUCUCCUACAAGUGAGAUUUCAGAUAUUGCUAACCUCAGCAGUCUUUCUCUUCAAGCCAGGGUGCACCUUCUGAAAUUUACUCAAUACAGCACCAUAGGCAGCCACUAUCAAUCAAUUGAAGUUCACACUACUCCAUAUUAAAUCUAUUUACCAUUUCUGA
Messenger RNA from Suncus etruscus (white-toothed pygmy shrew), 2042 nucleotides. It is a transcript of the gene MAGED2, whose product is annotated as MAGE family member D2. Lineage: Eukaryota; Metazoa; Chordata; Mammalia; Eulipotyphla; Soricidae. The transcript has 13 exons. Gene Ontology annotation, biological process: negative regulation of transcription by RNA polymerase II. The record is from RefSeq and is a predicted model, not a curated record. Bases 106 to 1896 code for a protein of 596 amino acids. Gene Ontology annotation, cellular component: nucleus.